Messenger RNA from Ceutorhynchus assimilis (cabbage seed weevil), 2181 nucleotides. The record is from the annotation of a GenBank genome assembly. Lineage: Eukaryota; Metazoa; Arthropoda; Insecta; Coleoptera; Curculionidae.
UUCACACUAACAUAGGUAGACUGUCUCAAUACCUUAUCUAUCUUGAAAUUCCAUAGACUUUUAAAAGCAAGUGUAUACGAAAUCAAAAUGCAUCAAUAGGUAUGUAACUAUAAAUAACUCAUUGUGAAUAACAGUCAGAGAAUAAUACAGUUUCUGGGAUUCCGAGGUCGUUUUCGAUCGGUAAUGUUGCCGGCGUGAUAUUAUUUGCUAUAUCGUUUUGUUUUACAAUUUAGGUAUCGAUGUUCAUUUCAAAAUUUCAUUGGAUGCACAGAUUUCUGUUAUUGGUAAAGUUAUGUUAACCAAAGACUUCAAAAAGACGCUAGAGGGAAGUCCAUCUGUGUAAUAGAUUAUUCCUGGAACAGUAGGUAGUUAAAUGUUAAGCUGAUGGUAAAAGUGCAUUUUAAAAAUGAAGCUGUUAUAUUUGUUAUUUGCUUUGGAUCUCCUAAACCUAGCAGUGUUCCUUCCAGUGUUCAAUCCGUUCUCAAGAUCACUAGGGGGCACCCCCUUUACUAUAGGUCUUAUCAACUCUUGUAGUGCCUUAGUUAGUCUUUUAUGGAACCCCAUUGUGGGAAGUUUAAGUGACCAAGUAGGAAGAAAGAGCAUUUUAAUAAAAUGCCUUACAGCCAGUUCCAUAGGAAGCAUCGUCUUGGCUUUUUCAUCUUCAUUGACUAUGGUUUUCAUAGGAAAAAUGAUUGGAGCUCUGGGAAGUCCAGUAGGCAUUCUCCUAAGAUCCACCGUAGCUGACAUAUAUAAAACAGCAGAAGAGAAGAAAGCGUUUUUUAAUAAAUGCGCUCCCAUUAUGUCAGUUGCUUUCCUAGUUGGUUCUUUGUCUAGUGGAUUUUUAAGUGAAGCUAAAGGUGGUUUCUCCAUGGCAUUUUUACUUAUGGCUUCUAUUAUGGGAUUGGGGGCUGUUAUAGCAAACUCGACCAUAUCAAACGACUUGAAAUUGAAAGAACAACAAAAGGAAAAAGUUUCGUUUGUCUCUAAAGCUACUAAGGAACUGAAAUCAGCUGUGGUCAACAUUAGAACAAUAUCGUGGCCUCACUACAAAGAUCUGUUUCUCAUAAAGGGCUUUUACGAUUUCAGUAUCGCAACGAUAUUCGCCAACGUUGGACUAACAAUGAUUUACGAAUUUGACGUUAAAGGUCGUACCAUUGGAUAUAUUUUCAUGAUGACCAGUCUAUGUAGAAUAUUUUCGAAUAUUCUUAAACUUAAGCUGAAAAAUGCUACAGCUAAUGUUCCUGAUAAUACUAAGAUAAUAAUAGUUGGACUAAUAAUAUUAGUUUGUUACAUAAUUAUGUCCAUAUCAUAUACCUUACGUAUAUUUGUGAUAUUCUUAGGACUUAUGUGUAUAUGUCGCGCAUUUAUGGAUACAUUACUUUUGGAAAUUAUUGCUACAAGAACAACGGAAAAAGAUAGAGGGAAAGUGAUGGCAUUGGCAAAUCAGAAUCUCGCAAGCGAUAGUAAACAAACUAAAGACAAAUCAAAACCCAAGCUAUCCCUAAUCCAGAAAGGUAUCGGAGAAUUGAAAAAGGCAGCACAAGAUAUAAAAAGCAUCUCUAAACCACAUUAUAGAAGACUAUUUACUAUUAAAGCAUGCUACGACUUUGCAACAGCUAUAAUAUUGGCCAAUCUUGGUUUAAUUAUGGUGAAUGAAUUUAACAUAACUGGUCGUUAUAUGGGUUAUGUGUUUCUUAUGACAAGUGUUAUUUCCAUAAUAGCAAACAUAGUAAACUUGCGAGCCCAUUCCAUUUUGAAAAGGAUUGCACUAAGUAGGAUGUUAUUUAUAGGAGGUUCGAUACUAACCAUAUCAUAUAUUGGAUUGGGUGUUUCGAUUUCAUCGAAAACGAGUUUCUUAACGUUUAUGUGUUUAAUGUGUUUUGCAAACGCUUUUAUGGAUACCACAUUAGCAGAAAUGGCAACCAGUGAAGCCAAGGAAGAAGAGAGGGGAAAAGUUAUUAGUGCUUGCGAAAAUAUGGUACAGUUGGCUCAAAUUAUUGUUCCAGUUUUAAGUGGAUCGGUUGCAGAAAUUAUCGAGCAAAGAUUUAUUGUUCUUUCUGCUACAGUACCAAUGGUUACUCUGAUGGUUGUGGCAAACAGUAAAGUGAAGACGAAUUAAAUAAAUUAAUAAAAUUUUAAAUUAACGAAAUAAAUAAUUAUGUUCUUUCAUUAUUUAUUCAA